Molecule: messenger RNA, 545 nt
Organism: Ruditapes philippinarum (Manila clam)
Lineage: Eukaryota; Metazoa; Mollusca; Bivalvia; Venerida; Veneridae
Product: protein snail homolog Sna-like
Biological process (GO): regulation of transcription by RNA polymerase II
Cellular component (GO): nucleus
Molecular function (GO): RNA polymerase II cis-regulatory region sequence-specific DNA binding; DNA-binding transcription factor activity, RNA polymerase II-specific
Source: RefSeq, a predicted model, not a curated record
AUUCUCAAAUGAUGCAUAGUCCUAAAUCUAGGGAAAGGUCUUGGAGUACUAAAUCUAGGGAUAGACGUUCUGUUAGUAUGCCAGGUGUUACAGAUGAUAGCAGGGAAUGGAGUGGCUUUGUUUGUACUGUGUGUAACAAGAAGCUAACUACAAGCUGGGGAUUGUCCUUACAUAUGAGAACACAUACUGGAGAAAAACCAUUUGCCUGUAACGUGUGUAACAAAAGAUUUGCAGCGAAAAGUAACCUUAAAGCACAUUUGGUCACACACGUGAACAUUUUAGACCUUUGAACAUAUACUAUCUUAAGUUUUUAAAAUAAACAUAAACGGUGUACAUAUUUUCUGAAAUUAUGACUGAAAAGAUAAAUAUUUUAGAAAAUUAAUUAUGAGGUUUUUUUUGGUAACGUGUAUAAUGGUAUUUUCCUAAAAUUUUGAAAAUGUACUUAAAAGUAAAAUGUUAUGAAGAUAACAAGGAAAGAAACACAUUGCAAACGACACAUACAAUCCACAUAAAUUACCGGAAAAAAAGGUCAAAUUAUACAAAAU